AUGUUUAUAGGUGAAACUCUAUAGGACGAUUGUUCUCUCAGUUCUUUAAAUCUCACCAAAACACUACAUUUUUUUUUUGUUCAUUUAUUGAAUUCCCAAGAUGGGUAUAGUUGUGUGCUUGCUUUUGAUAACAACCUUGUUUUUAAACUCUGGCUAUGCAGCUAUAAGCUCUUUGAGUCCUUUGUCAGUAGGGCAAACUCUCAGCUCUCCUGGCGGAUCUUUUGAGCUAGGCUUCUUCAGUACCAACAAUUCUGGGAAUCAGUACGUUGGAAUCUGGUUCCAGAAAGUCACUCCUCGGGUUAUUGUCUGGGUGGCUAACAGAGAAAAUCCAGUCUCCAGCCCCACGGCGAGUCUCACAAUCAGCAGCAAUGGAAGUCUUGUCUUGCUUGAUGGCAAGCAAGAUCAUGUGUGGUCAUCGGAAGGAGAUCUCACGUCUAACAAGUGUCGUGCUGAGCUUUUAGACACCGGAAAUCUUGUCCUCGUGGAUAACGUUACUGGAGACUAUUUGUGGCAGAGUUUUGAGCAUCCUGGUGAUACUAUGCUACCACUCACAUCUCUGAUGUAUGAUACUCCUCACAACAAGAAACGUGUGUUGACUUCGUGGAGAAGUGAGACUGAUCCAUCACCUGGGGAUUUUGUAGCUGAGAUCACCCCACAAGUGCCCUCGCAAGGCGUUAUAUGGAAAGGCUCGUCACCUUAUUGGAGAAGCGGACCUUGGGCGGGAACAAGGUUCACUGGGAUACCAGAAAUGGAUGAAUCAUAUAUAAAUCCACUGGGUAUGGUUCAAGAUGUAGUCAACGGCACAGGAGUUUUUGCGUUUUGUGUACUGAGAAAUUUCAAUUUGUCAUCCAUCAAGCUAACGUCAAAGGGGUCAUUGAGGAUUGAACGGUACGAGGGAACCAAAUGGAUUAAGCACUUUGAAGGUCCGGUAAGCUCAUGUGAUCUUUAUGGUACAUGUGGACCUUUUGGUUUGUGUGUGAGAUCCGAGACUCCAACGUGCCAAUGCUUGAAAGGGUUUGAGCCAAAGUCAGAUGAUGAGUGGAGAAGCCGGAACUGGAGUCGUGGAUGUGUGAGACGCACAGACUUAUCUUGUCAAGAAAGCUCCUCUCCAGAAACGCAGGGGAAAGAAAGAGACGUCUUCUAUCAUGUUUCCAACGUAAAGCCUCCAGAUUCUUACGAAUUAGCAAGCUUUAGCAAUGGAGAACAGUGCCACCAGGGCUGUCUAAGGAACUGUUCUUGCACAGCCUUUUCAUUUAUCAAAGGAAUAGGAUGUUUGCUGUGGGACCGGGAGCUAUUAGACACCGUAAAAUUUACUGCCGGAGGAGAGACUCUUUCCCUUCGUCUUGCACACUCUGAACUGACUGGAAGCAAGCGAAUCAAGGUUAUCACAAUUGCAACUCUCAGCCUCUCUAUUUGGUUGAUCUUGGUGCUUGCUGCAUAUGUGUGUUGGAGAUACAGAAUGAAACAAAAUGAUUCAAGUAUUGUUUCCAAGGAAAAUGUAGAAGGCUCUUGGAAGAGUGAUUUGGAAUCACAACAUGUCUCAGGUUUAAACUUCUUUGAGAUUCAAACCCUACAGACCGCCACAAACAAUUUCAACGUGUCAAAUAAACUUGGUCAGGGUGGGUUCGGUACGGUUUAUAAGGGGAAGCUUCACGAUGGGAAGGAAAUAGCAGUGAAGCGUCUUUCUAGCAGCUCUGUUCAGGGUAAAGAAGAGUUCAUGAACGAGAUCAAACUUAUCUCAAAACUACAGCACAGAAACUUGGUUCGGCUUUUGGGAUGCUGCAUUGAUGGAGAAGAGAAGUUAUUAGUCUUUGAAUAUAUGGUGAACAAAAGCCUUGAUACUUUUCUCUUUGAUUUGAAGAAGAAGCUUGAGAUUGAUUGGCCUAAGAGAUUCAAUAUCAUUCAAGGAAUUGCUCGUGGACUUCUCUAUCUCCACCGUGACUCAUUACUCAGAGUUGUUCACCGUGAUCUGAAGGUCAGCAACAUUCUACUGGAUGAGAAAAUGAACCCAAAGAUAUCGGAUUUUGGGUUGGCUCGAAUGUUUCAUGGGAAGCAACAUCAAGACAGCACUGGCAGUGUUGUAGGAACUCUAGGAUACAUGUCUCCCGAGUAUGCUUGGACAGGGACGUUCUCUGAGAAAUCUGACAUUUACAGCUUCGGAGUUCUGAUGCUCGAAAUCAUCACUGGCAAAGAGAUUUCAAGCUUUAGCUAUGGGAAAGAUGGCAAAAACCUUCUCUCAUACGCAUGGGAAUCUUGGAGCGAAACCCGAGGACUGAAUCUACUGGAUGAAGAUCUUGCUGAUUCUGAUGAUUCAGUUAAUACAUUUGAAGUAGGGAGAUGUGUUCAUAUUGGUUUGCUCUGUGUUCAACAUCAAGCUAUUGAUAGACCAAACAUCAAACAAGUUGUGUCGAUGCUGACAUCAUCAACCGAUCUUCCUAAGCCAACACAACCAAUGUUUGUAUUGGACACAAGCGAUGAGGAUUCUUCUGUGUCUCAACACUCCAAUGGUCUCUUCUCUGUUGAUGAAAGCAAAUCUUCUAAGGGGCUAAAUUCUUCCAAUUGAGUUUGUUGACCAAUAUGAUUCUUCCACGAGGACAUGAUUCUGUUAGUUAAUUGUGAAAUAAAUCAAGGAUGUAAAUUGACUAUAUAGUCAAACAGUAGGUUGUGAAUUUUACAUUCUCCAAUUCUCUCAA
This is a messenger RNA of Raphanus sativus (radish), 2693 nucleotides long. RefSeq names its product G-type lectin S-receptor-like serine/threonine-protein kinase At1g61360. Lineage: Eukaryota; Viridiplantae; Streptophyta; Magnoliopsida; Brassicales; Brassicaceae. Gene Ontology annotation, molecular function: protein serine/threonine kinase activity; ATP binding. Gene Ontology annotation, biological process: protein phosphorylation; recognition of pollen. The coding region runs from base 101 to 2563 and encodes 820 amino acids. The record is from RefSeq and is a predicted model, not a curated record. The transcript is spliced from 7 exons.